UUGCAUUGUCUCAUUGGGGACGCUGCGUACGGAGCCCAGCACCAUGGUAACUCCACCGGACCGGGAAGCUUAGAAGUGACAUAAAGGGAAAGGACAAUGUCAGUAGGAAAUCAAGCCUGGAUUAAUAUGAGGCAUGGCUCGCUGAUGAUCCUCCAGGCUACCAGUGGAUUCAUUCAUUCUAGUCUUGUGCCAGUCAGCAGGGCUGCCUGAAACUGUAGGCUGCAUGGCACGUUACAGAUGGUGAGGAAUAUAUUUGCCUUAAUGUUGCGUUGAUUCAAGUGGCUACUAUGUUGCUAUCGCUCGUCCGGACCUGUGUUGCUGUACCUGGAGCUGGCCCCUAAGCCACUCAUUCCUCUCAACCAGUGCACGGUAACUGAGCGGCGGUCAGCGUUGCGCCCUCGUUCCGCCUUGCCGGCACCUCGACGAGGAUGGCCGGCCGCCGCAGCUGCGUGAACUCACUCUGGUCGGGCACCGAGCGCGUCCGCAUCGGCGAGCGCCUCAAAGCGACGCUGGCCGGGGUGCUGGAGCUGGAGCUGCUCAGGUGCAAACACCUGCAGAUGGUGGACGCCGCUCUGGAGGACCAAGCCUCCGCUGCCGCCAAAGCCGAGGAGCCACGGGCGGAGGAGGGGAGCGGAACCCCGGAGAGCGCCGCCUCGGAUGCCGAGCAUGGCUCUGCGACAUCCCGCAGGCAACAGGCUCCCUCUCCUUCAGAUGUAAUGGUAUUGCCAUGUCAGAUCAGCCCAGAGGACUGUUGCAGUAAUUCAGGGGAUGGGACGGUCCACUCCUCAUCUGCAAGGGGAAGUAACUCCCGCUGGUCUACUCUGUCCUGGGACGCUCCCUCUGACCUGCUCUCUCCCCCAACACCAGACCCCAGUGGUAUGGUCCACCUGGACAGUGACUCCAGACCUAGUUCAGGUUUCUAUUCAGUGAGCGGCAGCUCUCUGUCAGACUCUUGCUACUCUGUGUCCAGUGAUGCUGCUCAGGGAGGACCAGCGCCACCGGCCAGACCUCAGAAGCUGUGGGAGCAGGUUACUCUGUCUACCGACAACACUGACACCCUGUGGUCAGAAGGUGCAUUGCAGCAGCAGCAGCAGCAGCAGCAGCACCACCACCACCAGCAACACCAGCAGCACCACCACCACCAGCAGGACCAGCCUGUACUGCAAAAUAGCCAGGAUGAUGCUGAACCAACAGAAGGGACCCCAGUUGCAGUACCAAGUGACCUUGAAGGAGCUGGUCUGAACUUUCUGUCUGACCUCUGCUCAGGACUCGGUGACUCCCUGAUUGUUUCCCUCCUCCCACUUUUUGACCCAACCUCCUCUUUUUCAACCUCCUCCUUCCAUCCAAAACCCCAGCUGGACUCUCGCUACUGUACUGACCUGGUGUCCCGUCGGACCAAAGAGGUUUACCCCUACCCCAGCCCGCUUCAUGCCGUUGCCCUCCAGAGCCCCCUCUUCACCUCCCAGAACCAGGAGCAAUCAGCAUCUCAGAGUCCUGAAGGACCACAACAUGAUGAACAACUAGAGUCCAACACUGACCCAGCUCUGCCUCUCCAGCCUCAGCAGCCCCUCACCCUGGCCUCCUUCACCCAACUGGAGCAGUACAUCUCUCGCCUGGCUCAUCAGUACCACAGUCGGGUAACCUCUUCCACCUCUGAUCUCACUUCAGGUGUCACCCCUGGUACAGUUGUGCACAGAAGCCUUUGCACCCCUGGUAAAACUCAUGGUUCCACCCAGUCUCUUUCUGCCUUUGAGAGCCGCAGUACACCCUCCACUAUGCCAGGGGGCAGCAUCACUCCCUGUAAGUCACUACUGGGAAAUUCAGCCAGAGUCAGCCUCAGCACUACUGGGAAAAAGGCCACUAGGAACUCAAUCAACCUGGGUAACCUUCCUUCAGCAACUGGAGAGGACUUGAACAUAAAUCUGCAUCUCAACCUUAACUUGAACCUGGCCCCAGGUUUAAAUUCUAGCCGGGGACUCAUGGACAAUCCCAAAAAUGGCAGUUGUGGAGCUUUGAGGAGUGACUUUACUACAGCUCCUACUGCCUCUGCUUCAUCACUCUCCUCCGCUACACCCACCCCAGCGCUUAGAGCUCGCCCUCGCAUUUCAACUUGUCCGACCAGCCUGAGCCACCGCAGUUCCCUGGAAGUCACUUCGGCGUCUGGACCAAGCACUGGUUUUGGGUCAUCAGCUUUCUGUCGCUCAUUAGACUGGAGCAGUGGUGCUCAACCUGAGGCUGGACCAUCAGUGUUUGGUACAAAUGCUGGAUCAGCUCCUGGGUCUCAGCGUAGCAGCCUGAUCCAAGAGUCCAGUUCCAGUCCCAAGUUAAGUGAAGACUCCCCCAUGGUGGGAGAGAUAUCCCGCCUCUCUGGCUUGUCCAGGGCUGUUGUGGUCGGACUGAUGGAACAAGGUGUGGAGCUGGAUAUUGACUGCUUCCAAACAGAUUCUGCAGGUGAGGUGAGGGGUCACAGUAAAACUCACCUGACUACCCAAACAGAUCAGUCACAUGACUAUACUAGACUAACCGACCUGAAUCCCCAGAGACCAAUACAGCUCUCCCUCAGUGUCACCCAUUCUCCUCAGUCUCAGUCAAGUCUCACCCCUCCUCUCUCACACUCUAGCAGCCCCAUACACCCUUACCAGUCUGUCCAUAUUCCCUCUCCCCACUACUCUUCCCACUGCCACUACCAGCAAAUCCCUUCCCCAUCCGACCUUCCCUCUUCCACAGCCUCCUCCCCUGCCUCCCGCCCCACUCCCAGGGGUCGCUCCCCGCCCCGGCCUCUCCAGCCAUCCCCACUGGGUGCCACCCCUCUCUCAGUUUUCCGUCGGGAUACACCCUUUCAGUGCUCCCUGCCCCGCACCAAUACCAGGACCUCUCCUUUGGAGCAGGGCGGAAUCCAACCAAGAGGAGGAUCACUUCGACAGAGUGGGGGAGGAAGUGGAGGUAGUGGCGGGUGGAAGAGGGCAGAGGGGGAAGGGCUUUACAAAGGAAAGCAUACCUCCCACAAGUUAAUCAGGGCAGCCACAGUAAGCAGCUAUGCCAAGAAAGAGGACUACAGCUCUGUUUGGGGUGAGGAGGAGCAAAAGGAGCGAACAGCGGCUCAGACACCAAGAAAGACCUCCAACAAACUCUGGAGGGGCUUUGAGGGACGCCUCUGGGGCAAAGAGUCAGAAAGUGAAAGGGAGGAGAUGGACAGAGCUGAGUAUGGCUACGGAUGGAGGAGGAACAGCGUUGGAAGCUGGAGGAGGGAGCACCGCAGAGCGAAGGCUUCAUCCAACAGUAAUGACAAGAGGCCAAAAGUAGAUAACUCCCCCAUCUUCUCGAAGAAGAGGGGGAAAGAAGAUGGGGAGAGACGCAGCUCCAGCCUCAGGCUUUCCAGAAGGGCUUUAUUCAGGAGCGAGUCCCAGGGUUUGCUGGUGCCUCGUAACCACAGCGAGGGGCCCACAAAGCGGGCACACUGGGUCUCCUCAUUAGACGUAGGGCAAGGAGGCAUGGGCAUCAGCAAAGACGAAGGGGUCAGACUGCUGAGAGCAAAGGAGGAGGACAAACGCCUGUCCUCCACUGCCAGCCUCUUUAACCUUUCUCGCUCUCAGAGCCUGGAGGGCAGCUGCCACUCCCUUUCCCCUCUCUCUUCUCCCUCUUUUUCUCCAUCCCCUCCUCCACGGAUGCCUCUCCAGCGCUCUCGAUCACUGAGGGACUUGGGGAGGAGAGUGUUUGGCUCCAUGAGGUCUCUGAGUCUCAAACGGAAGCCAUCCAAGAAGUGACAUUUGUACAAUAAAUGAUCAUCACGGUAGAUGAUUCUUCCAUGUGUUACAUUCAAAACACCAGUGAUGGUUGGUAUUAUAUUUCAUGUGAAAAGAAGUGCCAUUGUUUUUUAAUUUUUAAACUUCAAAGAUUUGUGAUUGAUUAGACAGAUACACAUGCUAUAAUACUGGCUAUAAGUUAUAUGCCAGUCCUUUCAUCCACCACCAACAUGAUGGAAGUUCCUCUCAGGCACAUAAGUCUGUAAAACCUGCUAUUAAUUUUGUUCUUGGCUCACGACAUUCAUUCCAGUGACGUUUUUGUAAAUUUUUAUUGACAUAGCCACUUUUUAUAGCCUUCCAAAAUACUACAAAAUGUCUGACAAAUUUCUCCAAACAGGUUCUACGGCCUAAACAGAGAGCUUUGAGGCCAAAUGAUUACACUGUAUCUCCCAAAGUCUUUCCUCACUGACAAUGUGUUAUUGUAAAUUGUACAAGCAAAAGCGCUGCUGGGUGCAGCAUGGCCUACAGAGAAAUGUCAGUGAAGAAAACAUAGGUGAUGUGGGGUGAAGAAUUCCUUUUAGGUGCUGCAAAGAACUACACACCUUUUAAAAACGUGAUGACUGUAGGUGUUUUUCAGUGUGAAUAUCGUUUAAAAGGAUUUGACAUCUUAACAGGAACAAUAUUCUGGGUUCCUUUUGUGGCUUAAAAGUAGCCUAAUUUAAAAAAAAUAUUCAAUAUGAACUCACAAUAGUGGCUAUAACCAGCUUCAUUACAUAUUGGUUAAAUCCCCCUUUACCAUGAGUAUGAAUGUGUAUGUGUACACUCCCCCUCUGCAUGCUGCUCUGUGACUUGUUCAGUGAUUAUAGCUAUUGUGAGAAUGUGAUAUUCCUCUUUGUUUAUGGGCAAUAUUGCCUCUGAAGUACAAUCAUAUUGGCCAGACAAUGACCAAAACCAAGCAAAUACUCUUUAACUUGAUAUUGUGCUCAGGAUUUUCAAAUAAAUAUUGAAUGAUUAAAAUAUUGAUGAGUUAUUUGAGACAAAAUGUGGCUUCUCAUGGCUUACGAUUAAUAAAAGAAGCUGAUAACUAAGA
Molecule: messenger RNA, 4833 nt
Organism: Seriola aureovittata
Lineage: Eukaryota; Metazoa; Chordata; Actinopteri; Carangiformes; Carangidae
Exons: 4
Coding region: 429-3764 (1111 amino acids)
Biological process (GO): negative regulation of nodal signaling pathway
Cellular component (GO): cytoplasm
Source: RefSeq, a predicted model, not a curated record